Somion occarium is the source of this 5346-nucleotide messenger RNA. The record is from the annotation of a GenBank genome assembly. NCBI's taxonomy places the organism in Eukaryota, Fungi, Basidiomycota, Agaricomycetes, Polyporales, Cerrenaceae.
GCCUGCCAUCUCUUCCCCCUUGGCCCCUCCCUGGACGCCCGCCACCGCCCUCUCUCUCUUCCUCCUUCCACCACUACCUCCCUCGACGACAUCGCUUAACUCACUCAACUUCGCUUCGCUCUCUUUAGUAAGAACCUUCUGCUUAUUUGCAGGGCGACUUGACGUGUUGCCAUCUCACGAGCGUCUCAUACAUAACGCAAACUUGACAAAAGGAAGACUACUUGCUCUCACAGCUUGUUGCCUCUCUUGCUUCGCUCUUUCUUGUCCACCACCGCGACCGUCAACAUGUCGCUCAAGCAGAUUCUCAAUGACGAACCUGCUUCACCCAUUCAUGCCCCUAUGCCGUCAGUACCGUCAACGUCUAUAGCGUCCUUAGAUCCUCUCCCUGCCGCCAGUUUGCCACAGUCGCCAACGUCGGCCCAUCCUUAUCCUGAGCCCGUCCAUUGGCAACAUGGUAAUGCUUCAUCAUCCACCAAGCAGCAUGGACGACCGCGUUAUUCAGCAAAGGCAAACGCGACUCCUGGUCCACCUGUUGCGUCCUACUUCGCUGACGAACCACGACAUGGCGAUGUUAUCGACUUCAGGGGUCGACCUACUCGCGUCGUUCGCUUACCUCAACCUUCCAAUGGCCAUCAUACUGAAGAUGAUGACUUUCGGGAACAGCCCGGUUCGCAGAGACGGAGUGUGCCAGCUUCAGGGAAGAGGAAGCGUAAAUAUUCCCCAGACGCAGAUGAGGAUUAUCGUCCACCAAGUGUGAAGCCUAGGCGUUCUACCCGCCGUCCUGUCCCUCGCGGACAAUACACAACGCUCGUUCAUCCUGAGAUGAUUGACCCACCAGAACCCCAGGUUGAAGAGUAUCGUGAACCCACCGAAGAAGAGCGCCGAUUAGCGUCGUCUGACCUGGAAGAUUGCCCCGACAUUUGGCAUGGGGAGCUGGGCACUUACGCCCUAGAGACUCAUCAGAGGCAACGACAAGUUGACCAAUUCUUCCAACAUUGGAUCAUUAGCCGCGACGCGUUGACUGCAGCAUCUUUGUCUCAUGCAUAUGUGGGACGCAUCUCACGUAUUCCUCCGCCUCCACCUCCUCCUAUUUUGCAUCCUCCUGUGGAAGAAGAACCCUUACCGCUCUUACGACCAGCGUCCCCUUCGAUCAUAUCAAUAGACGAGGCGCCCCCACACUUCGGCACUAUAGACUUCUCGCAGCCAGAUGAGUACGGUCAGAUGAAUGGCUCAAGUUCUUCGGUCGAAGCUGCGCUGCAUCUGGAGGGGACCGGUCCCUCAAAAGGCCGUGGCAAGGGCAAGGAGCCGGCAAAAAGACCUGCUACUGGAGCUAUCUCGGACGAGAGCAGCGAGCCCGAUAUUCCUAUUGCUAGGACUACUCAACCGAGGAAAAGACGAAAAGUCGCUAAAGAAGCUCCGUCUGACCUUACUAUUGAGAUGGAACACCCCGACUUCCUGUCUCAAACACCCCGCGAUGUCACACCUGCACCGAUACCCGCUGUGAAGAGCCUCGCGGGAUCUGGGCGAGGCAGAGGAAGGGGCAAGGGCAAGGGCGUACAACGCGAACAGAGUGCCGAUAGUGUGUCGGCAACCGGUACGCCUAAGCAGCGCAAAAAGCCAGGUCCCAAGAAGAAAAUCGAUACCCUUCCGCCGCACACACAGGAGGCUCUGGGUAUUCCUUCUGCUGCUCCUUCAGUCGCUGGCGAUCUUACACCGGCGGGUUCAAGAGCUGUAUCACCAACACCGACAAAUCUUUCCGCUACAUUCUAUGAACUAGACGAGGCUAUUCCGAGGUUGAAACCUGCUCGAAGAUUAGAUGCUGCUAUUAUGUUGAAACGUGUGAAGGGUCUUGAGGAGGCGCAGCGGAAGGUGUGGACCAACAUCGCUCGGAGAGAUGUGGUCAAGGUCUAUCGAUAUCAUUCUCAAGGAUACGCGUCUCGACAAGCGCAACUUAAGCGUAUCGCCACGAUGUGUUCCUUGCAGGCUCGUAAGCCGUACGUCAGGACGGCGAAGGCUACGAAGGACAUUCAAGCGAAAGGCAAGCGUCUCAUGCGUGAGAUGCUUGUCUUCUGGAAGAAGAACGAGAAGGAGGAGCGGGAUGUCCGUCGGAGGGAGCAAAAAGAAGCGAUUGAUCGCGCGAGGGUUGAGGAGGAGAAGCGUGAGGCGGCUCGUCAAGCGAGGAAGUUGGAGUUCUUGAUCAGUCAGACUGAGCUAUACAGCCAUUUCGUUGGCAAUAAGCUCAAAACUGCUGAGGUCGAAGGGGAAACUGGCGACGCUGCCGUUCCUGCUGGAGCGCAUCUCGAAGAUGUCGAACCAUCCGCCUUGCAGGACAUCGAUUUCGACGACGAGGAUGUCACCAACAUGCAACGUCAUGCCAGACGCAAUGCCCAGGAGGCUAUUGCUAUAGCUAGACGUAAGGCCAUCGACUUCGACGCUCAAGCUGCUCUCGACCGUAAAACGAACGAAGCAUUGAAGUUGGCAAAGGGUCAGGCACACAUUAGAGACGAAUCUAUCGAAGGUGUUGAUGCUUCGACGACCCCUCUCGUUGAUCUCGAUUCGGAUGAGCUCAACUUCCAGAACCCUACUUCCCUUACAGCUACUCUCUACGAGCAAGGUAUCAACGGUAUCUUGGCUGACGAAAUGGGUCUUGGAAAGACGGUGCAAUCCAUUUCCUUACUCGCAUACCUUGCUGAGACCCAUGACAUAUGGGGACCGUUCUUGGUCGUUUCGCCCGCUUCAACCUUGCACAAUUGGCAACAGGAGAUCACUCGCUUCGUUCCAAAGCUGAAGGCUCUUCCAUAUUGGGGAAACGUCAAGGAUCGUGCUACGUUACGGAAGUUCUGGUCCAAGAAAGAGAUAAGCUACAACGAGGAUGCACCAUUCCACAUCCUCAUCACGAGUUAUCAAUUGGUAACACAAGAUCAGCAAUACUUCCAACGAGUCAAGUGGCAAUAUAUGAUUCUAGAUGAAGCUCAGAACAUCAAGAACUCAUCUAGUGCACGAUGGAAGACGCUGCUUGGUUUCCAAUGCCGCAACCGGCUCCUUCUGACAGGUACUCCAAUCCAGAAUUCAAUGCAAGAGCUUUGGGCUUUGCUGCAUUUCAUCAUGCCUAGUCUGUUCGACUCUCAUGACGAAUUCAACGAGUGGUUCUCCAAGGACAUUGAGAACGCCGCCGAGAACAAGGGCAGUAAACUGAACGAACACCAACUCCGACGGUUACAUAUGAUCUUGAAGCCGUUCAUGUUGCGUCGCGUCAAGCGCCAUGUCCAGAACGAACUGAGCGACAAGAUCGAAAUUGACAUCUACGUCGACUUGAGUGCUCGGCAACGUGCGUUAUACAAGGCGCUCCUGGCAAAUGUCUCUGUCGCGGACCUUUUGGAGAAGGCGGCCAACAUUCGGGAUGCAGACUCCGCUCGUUCGCUCAUGAACUUAGUGAUGCAGUUCCGCAAGGUUUGUAAUCAUCCGGAGCUCUUCGAACGUGCCGAUGUCGUUGCCCCCUUCUCGUUUUCCGAGUUUGGCCAAUCAGGACCAUUGAAUCGUGAAGGCGAUUUCGUCCUACUACCCUAUUCAACCCGAAACCCCAUUGAAUACUCGAUCCCAAAGCUUUUGUAUCAGGAUGGCGCUUUGCUAGAUGUUCCUCGAGAGGAUUCGCCUCUCCGUCCGGACGAUGAGGUCCUUACCAAGUUGAUGAAUAUCUGGUCGACUGACUGGAUCUAUCGAUCGUCGUACGAAGACGAACACUCGGGAUUCUCAUUCCUUCGUUUCCUUGACAUGCCUCCUAGUGAAGCCCAUGCAUUGCAUAGAAUGCCACUUUUGCAGAGAACCGUCCUUGCUGCUUGGCAGGAAAGGGAGCGGUCGAAGACCGAUCCAUACGAACUUGACCGCGAUCUCAUUCCAGAGCUAGCGUGUAAAUCCCACAGACUGUCCCUCUCCUCACUGCACAAUCUCGCAGUGGCCGAAGAUCAACCAGAAUUGCUAUCAAUUUCGAGCUCUGCAUGGCAACAAUCUUGUCUCUCUCGACGAAGUUUCAACUGGUUCGUUCCUCCAGUGGUCGCGCCUCCUAUCUCAAUAUACUCUUCGGAUCGAACGUUCGUGGAACGCCAGACUCAGAUUCUUGAGUCCCCUCCGGAGGGACUUGCGUUGUAUGGACUUUCUCCUGAACUCCGUGAAUCUGAGAAUGCCGCGAAAGCCUUCGAGGAGCGUGUUCCUGGUGCGCCGGUCUCGGGUCUAUUGCAAUCGUCACCGGACGAUCAGUUACCGCUAUCCCCAAUGCAAGUUCCGGAGGCCAAGCGACUCAUCUACGAUUCGGGGAAGCUUGCGCGUUUGGAUACAUUGCUGCAAGAACUCAAAGCGGGCGAUCAUCGUGUCUUAAUCUACUUCCAAAUGACUCGCAUGAUGGAUCUCAUGGAGGAGUACCUAAUCUAUCGACAGUAUAAAUAUCUUCGGUUGGAUGGAUCCUCGAAGCUGGAAGAUCGGCGGGACAUGGUGAUGGAGUGGCAAACAAGACCCGAUAUCUUCGUUUUUUUGCUCAGUACCCGUGCUGGUGGUCUUGGAAUUAACUUGACAGCAGCCGAUACUGUGAUUUUCUACGACCACGACUGGAACCCAUCUAAUGAUGCUCAAGCUAUGGAUCGUGCUCAUCGUCUUGGACAGACUCGACAAGUCACAGUGUAUCGAUUGAUCACGAAAGGGACUAUCGAUGAGCGUAUCGUCCAGCUCGCCAGAGUAAAGAAAGAUGUCCAAGAUAUUGUCGUUGGCAACAAGAACUUCACUGAUGUCACGAAGCCAAGCGAGAUCGUUCAGCUGUUAUUGAACGAGGAUCAACUCGCAAACCUGGAAACCUCCACUACUACUUCGGCCAAGAAGAAUGGGAAGAAACCCGCAGGCCAAGCUGAGUCAAGCGAUGCUGCGGUACGGGAUCUUUGGACCGAAGAGGGUGAUGAGUUCUUCGGACAACCCGCCCAAGCCGGAUCAGGUGCUAGGAUCGAGGAGGUUGAGGAUGGCGAGGGCACACCUGUUCCUGUUGCCCCCAGUGGUCGUGGAAGAAAACGUAAAGGAGAUGGCACGCCUUCCACCAGAGGUCGUAAACCUGGCACGAGGGGAGGGCGAAAGAAAGCUCAAGCGCCGCCCGUCGAAUCAACUGCCUAAGGGCACCCUAGCUGCUACACUCGUUAUUCUUGCUUCUGUUUGCUUUGUCGUUUAUAUUUAUAGUUCACAGACUUCUUUCGUUUCCUUUUCAUCGCACAUUUAUUGUAGAUUGACUCGCAGCUGUCUGUACUUUUACACUAGAUCUUGUGUUGUACCUAAUCCACCUCUCUAUGAAAGCGUGGGAAUAUUCGCAGAAGC